This is a messenger RNA of Dipodomys ordii (Ord's kangaroo rat), 717 nucleotides long. It is a transcript of the gene Znf784, whose product is annotated as zinc finger protein 784. Bases 1 to 717 code for a protein of 238 amino acids. The transcript has 3 exons. Gene Ontology annotation, biological process: regulation of transcription by RNA polymerase II. NCBI's taxonomy places the organism in Eukaryota, Metazoa, Chordata, Mammalia, Rodentia, Heteromyidae. Gene Ontology annotation, cellular component: chromosome. Gene Ontology annotation, molecular function: chromatin insulator sequence binding. The record is from RefSeq and is a predicted model, not a curated record.
AUGGCCACCGUGCGCCCGGAGCCCCGGAUUCCGAGCUCACCGACCCCGGAGUCAGCGUCCCCGGAGCCUCCGGACCUGGUCUCCGGGCCCGAGGAUGACAGCCCCGCCCCGCAGCCCAGCAGCCUCAUCGAGAUCCAGGUGGUGAGAGUCACGGAUGCGGCGCCCGAGCCUGGGCCCCCCGCGCCCGGCUCCUUCCCCUGUGCCUUGUGCCCGGCCGCCUUCCGGCUGGUAUCGGAGCUGCUGUUCCACGAGCACGGCCACCUGGCGGGCGCGGAGCGCGGCGGGGACCCGAGCCGCUGCCACCCAUUCGCCUGCCGCUUCUGUGCCAAGCCCUUCCGCCGCUCCUCGGAUUUGCGGGACCACGAGCGCGUGCACACCGGCGAGCGGCCCUACCACUGCGGCGUGUGCGGCAAGGGCUUCACGCAGUCGUCGGUGCUGAGCGGCCACGCGCGCAUCCACACCGGCGAGCGCCCGUUCCUCUGCGCGCUCUGCGGCCGCGCCUUCAACAACUCCUCCAACUUCCGCAAGCACCAGCGCACGCACCUGUCGGGGCCCCGAGACAUAGGGGGCCCCCCGGGCGGGGCCCUGAGGCCGACGAACAGCCCCGGGACGGUGAGCGCCGAGGCGGGCCCGCCGCGGCUCGGGGGCGCGGGUUUGGAUCCAGGCCCCGGGCUCGCUCCACAGCAGACGCCCCGAGGGCAGGGACGCGGCCACUGA